GCAUGCAAGUAAAGUAGCUAGAUAUUCGGGCUUCAAUUCUUAUAACAAAAAUUCGUUUCCCGCCUGGGAAAUAUCUUAAAAGAUGCGAAAACAUUUUGAAGGUAAUGCAGGCCGUGUUGUGCUCGUGAAUUUCUUCCCUGUUCUCAUAUAUAUAUACUGAAUAAAAAUUUAGGGAAUGUUGGCGAUGUCAUAGAUGUUAUUGAAAACGAUGCUACAUCUUUUGACAUUUUGGGAGAAGAAGGACAGCCGGGCUGGUUUGAGAAGAUAUUGGCACUGGUAAGAAAUUAAUGAAUUUCAAUUAUUUUACCUAAAACACCAUGAUACGCAGAUCCGAAUUGUUUUUUAUCGAUUGAAUUUAAGGUCGCACAUACAGAAGUUUUAAUUUGGGGCAUUCCAUUGUUGAAGUGCCAACUUUGGUAUCAACAAGGCGAGACUUUUUUCUAUUUAUUGGUUUACGGACUUGACUUUAAAAAUAAGAGGUCGGUAGGUCGGAAAAAUUUUUUAAAAAACCCGAACUGAGUAUAAAUGAGAACCGAAAUUAAUAAUCUUUAUAAAAUUUUUUAACGUCAAUUUAAAAAAAAGCGCUAAAACGUGGCUAAUCUACAUAUUGAUUGUCACAACGAUUACAUGAGCCAGCAGUACCUAGUGUCAAAGUUCACUUGAAGUGUACUUCAUGUCAGAACCCCAAAUUAAUUAUAAUUAACUAAAAUUGUAAAUUUUUUGACAUCCAAGUUUUUUUUUAAUUUUUCACUUUCUGAAUAUUUACGGUCGGCGGAUCCGUAAACCAAUGAAUAAAAAAAGUCUCGCCCAAGUUGUGAGUGACAACCUUUUAGCAAAUUGAUAAAAUAACAAUAUUGUUACAACUUGUUGACAAGCUUGCUACAAGCCUGUUGCGAACACAUCUUGUUGACAAGUUGUGAGAUUUUACGUGUGUAGCUAUAUAACUACUUGCGUUUGGUUCUCUAAAUUUAGCAGUCAGUCUGAAAAUAUGAGUGAUUCUCUUGACAUGUUUUGACAUAUUGGAAACAGAGCAUGCUCAACAGAAAUCACACACAAAAACGGCAGAGCCUUAUUUUCUACGCGAGUGGAAAUCAGGCUCGGCUGUCAGGGUAGUUUUCACACGUUAUCCGUAUAUUUAUUUCUAUAACUUGCUUGAAUCUUCCAGCAAAAGAAAUUGGAUAUAUGUACAGUAUAUGCAGUAUAUAUAGUUACCCGUUAUAUUUUCACAUUUGUUAAUUUGAUCAUGCAUGUCUAUAAAUAUUUUGCCGGAUUGUCGAUUUGUGCAUCUUAUUUCACUCGUUAAAAAUGUUGUAAUCUCAAGUUAAUAUAUGCUUAAUACAGUGGCGUAGCCAGCUCGAUAAGUAGGGUUGGGGGACAUAUUCAUAUAUUCGUGUUCUGCACUAUUAAUUUCUUUUGAAAUUGAUUGUUUUUACGGUCUGUGAAUACGAAUAUAUGAAUAUGUCCCCCUCCCACUUAUCGAGCUGGAUACGCCACUGGCUUAAUAUUAACUUUUAAGGGAGAAAAAAUGGGAAAAGAACCUAAAAAUAACGACCAGGGUUUCGUUGGAAGUGAUAACUUAAGUGAAAAAAGAGAAUUUCAUCCUGAUUUCGCAAAACGAGGGAAAAGUGAGUAUACUGUAUAAUAAUUAUCAAGUAAAUAUUUUCCGUACCUUAUUUAUGAAAACGUCCACCAUACAAACACGCCAAUUGAAUGUAAGUCCAGAAAUUUUAGUCCUAAGGAGAAUUUAGUCCAAUUUUAUCCCAGAAGGGUCGCUGAAAUAAAAACUGUUGAUCGUCGAGGAACGGUAAUGAUGCACUAUUUAAAAUCUUCUCUAACACUAUUUUUCCGCUAUUAAAAUUGUUUAUGUGUAUGUUUCACCCAUGCAUGUCAUUGUCAGUUAAUGCGGAUUAUCCAAAGAAAUCCACCAACGAAACAUAGUUUUUGUCGCAAAAUUUCUAUACCAUAAAUUUUCUUUUCUUUAGUUCCUUAUUUAGCUCAAACGAAAUUAUCAGAUGCUUUCAAUAAAAUUGGCCCAGAAGCGGAUGGGGCUAAAACUGGUUUGGCAAAGAUAAAUGAAAAAUGGAAUGAAAUGUCAUCUGAUGAUAGAACAGCUAUUGUCAGAGCAGUCCGGGCCUCUGCAGCCAUGUUUGACAAGUUUGCUAAAGCCGACGAAGAUCCCGUGGGGGCAGUAAGAGCAACCAUUGACAUAGUUUCCCAGUUCACAGCAUUAGCUGGACCAAAAGGUCAAAUUAUCUCAGUUGCUUUAAGCUUCGUAUCAGGGUUUCUUGCCCUUUUCGGGGUAGGGAAAUCAAAAACGCAAAAACCGGAUUUCAGUAAAAUUGUUCGAAAAGAAAUCGAUGCCGCCCUUGAUAAAUAUUACGACAAAGUUCUCAAUGAUGAAAUUGCUGGAUGUCUUAACAAUUUCGUGAUUUCUAAAGCAUAUGUAGAUAGCCUUUCUAAGUCUGGUGGGAAAUUGACUGAACAUCAAGCCCUCUCCCUUAAAGUGCACGUUCCCUUGUGGAACGGUCUCAAAUUACUCGGAAAACUUGAGCAUAGAAUUAAGGCAUUGUUGAAGGAAAACAAAAGAGAAACUGUGGAAAAACUUCUCAAAUAUAUAGAGUUGUACACAAGGCUUGCUAUUCUUAAAGACAUGAUUUUGUUGCAGUCCAUUGCCCUGCUUCCUGAUCAACGUAAUCGAGCUGCAUUACUUUCAGCGCAAUUGGCGCUACGUAGGAAGCAGAAAUCACUCCUUCAAUUUCUCUUUAAUGCUAAACUGGACAGUAAGCUAGCUGUUCGAUACUUUGAUCCUGAUACAUACCCUGUCACUGAUAAGUACCUGAGUGCUUUACUCAAAGUCCCGGAUUUCGAUAGAUCAUUGGCCGGUAAAUGGUGCAUAACAAAGAAGGGUCGGGGGUGGUAUCCCACAAAUUAUGCGCUAGGGUUCUUUAUGAGGUAUCGGCAAUUGAUGCUAAAUGGUCACCCAUACGUUAAGAGUGGUGGUAUUACAUGUAAUUGGAAAGUUGUCCCCCACGGGAAUAACCUUUAUACCAUUUCUCUGACAUGGGGGUGUCCUCGAGGUCCGUUUUGUGGUCAGUACAUGUCACACGAUCUGGUUGGAGACAGAUUAAGAGUAACAGUAGAACCUGACGCCGACUUCUGGGAAAUAACUGGAAAAGGGUUAAAACAGUAA
Messenger RNA from Paramuricea clavata, 3190 nucleotides. Lineage: Eukaryota; Metazoa; Cnidaria; Anthozoa; Malacalcyonacea; Plexauridae. The record is from the annotation of a GenBank genome assembly.